This is a messenger RNA of Durio zibethinus, 2144 nucleotides long. RefSeq names its product Pentatricopeptide repeat (PPR) superfamily protein. Gene Ontology annotation, molecular function: zinc ion binding; RNA binding; protein binding. Gene Ontology annotation, biological process: RNA modification. The record is from RefSeq and is a predicted model, not a curated record. Lineage: Eukaryota; Viridiplantae; Streptophyta; Magnoliopsida; Malvales; Malvaceae.
AAAAAUAUAAAAUUGCCAAUUACCAUUAACCAACACCACAAGGCAUGGUCUCGUUCGCCACCGUCGUUGUUCAAUUUGUAUUCCGUACUUUUGGUUCGUGCGGUUUGGAGCUAGAAACUUUCUUUGAACUCUGUAAUGUACAUCUCCCGCAAUUUCUCUACAACACCUCUAAAUUUUAUCCCAAAACAGUUCUCUCAAUACCAUCAGCAACAAAUCCAAUCCCAAAGAACCCAACCUUUCGUUCCCUUCUCUCAGCUUCAAAACCAACGCAAUCAUUUGGAAUCCCACCUCAUUUCGACUCUCAAUGGCUGUACCUCCCUCACCCAAAUCAAACAAACCCAUGCUCACAUUCUCCGAAACGGCCUUGAGCAGUGCUGCUAUAUCCUCACCAAACUCAUACGAAUCCUCACCAAAAUGGAAUUCCCCAUGGAUUAUUACGCUAAGCUUGUUUUUGACCAGGUUCAAUACCCAAACCCUUUUCUUUGGACUGCUUUUAUUCGUGGAUAUUGUUUACAAGGUCUUGUUAAGGAAUCCGUUUCUGUUUAUAAUUGUAUGAGAAAAGAGGGUACUUUGCCUGUUUCUUUUACAUUUUCAGCUCUUUUUAAGGCUUGUUGUACAGUUCUUGAUGUCAAUUUGGGCAGGCAAAUUCAUGCCCAGACGAUUUUGAUUGGUGGGUUUGGUUCUGAUUUAUAUGUUAACAAUAGCUUGAUAGAAAUGUAUGUUAAAUUAGGAUUUUUGGAGUGUGGGAGGAAGGUGUUUGAUGAUUUGCCUGAAAGGGAUUUGAUUUCUUGGACGAAGCUGAUUGUUGCGUAUGGGAAAAUUGGAAAUAUGGAAUCUGCAGGGGAAUUGUUUGGUCAGUUGCCUCUCAGGGAUAUGGUGGCAUGGACGGCUAUGGUUACAGGGUAUGCUCAGAAUGCUAAGCCUAGAGAGGCAUUGGUGUUUUUUGAGAGAAUGCAAAAUGAAGGGGUGGAAACGGAUGAGGUUACGUUGGUUGGGGCUAUUUCUGCUUGUGCACAAUUAGGUGCUGCAAAGUAUGCCAAUUGGAUUCGAGGUAUUGCUGGGAAUUUGGGGUUUAAUCCUAGUCAUUGUGUUGUGGUGGGAUCAGCUUUGAUUGAUAUGUACUCGAAGUGUGGGAGUGUUGAGGAUGCAUAUAAGGUUUUUGAGGCAAUGGAAGAAAGGAAUGUGUUUUCAUACAGUUCGAUGAUUGCAGGGUUUGCUAUGCAUGGUUGUGCUAAUGCAGCAUUGCAAUUGUUUUAUGAGAUGGUGAAAGUGGGGAUCAAACCAAAUAGGGUUACAUUUAUAGCAGUGCUUACAGCGUGUAGCCAUUCAGGAAUGGUAGAACAAGGUCGUCAAAUAUUUGCAUCCAUGGAGGAGGAAUAUGGGGUUUCUCCAGGAGUUGAUCAUUAUGCUUGCAUGGUGGAUCUUCUUGGUCGAGCUGGAUGGCUAGGAGAAGCGCUUAACCUUGCAGAAACAAUGCCGGUGGAGCCUGAUGGGGGUGUUUGGGGGGCAUUGCUUGGAGCAUGUCGCACUUAUGGGAAUCCUGAUAUCGCUCAGAUUGCUGCUAACCAUUUAUUUGAGCUGGAACCUGAUACUAUUGGAAACCACAUUUUGCUCUCUAACAUAUAUGCUUCGGCAGGGCAGUGGAAUGAUGUUUCAAGGGUAAGGAAACUGAUGAGAGAGAAAGGUCUGAGAAAAAAUCCAGCACGUAGCUGGCUGGAAGCAGAGAAGGGUGUAAUUCAUGAGUUCUUUGCUGGGGACAUGACACAUCCAAGGUCUGGUGAUAUGAAACAGGUGCUUGAGGAUCUUCUAAAUAGGUUAAAGGCUAUUGGCUACCAACCGAACAUGAAUUCUGUUGCUUAUGAUAUGAAUGAUGAAGACAAGAGGUGGAUACUAAUGGCUCAUAGCGAGAAGCUAGCUCUAGCAUUUGGGCUACUCAGUAUAAGUACUGAUUCCCCUAUUAGGAUUAUGAAGAAUAUAAGAAUAUGUGAAGAUUGCCACUCAUUUAUAUGUGGUGUAUCUCAAAUCACAGGAAGGGUAAUUAUUGUAAGGGAUAACUUGAGAUUCCACCAUUUCCAUGGUGGGAACUGCUCCUGUGGUAACUUCUGGUGAUUGAAUGUCGUAGCUGAAUAUUUUUCAAGGUUGAA